Molecule: messenger RNA, 3663 nt
Organism: Melanotaenia boesemani (Boeseman's rainbowfish)
Lineage: Eukaryota; Metazoa; Chordata; Actinopteri; Atheriniformes; Melanotaeniidae
Gene: fam53c
Product: family with sequence similarity 53 member C
Exons: 5
Coding region: 906-2192 (428 amino acids)
Biological process (GO): protein import into nucleus
Cellular component (GO): nucleus
Source: RefSeq, a predicted model, not a curated record
CUCGGAGGGAUGGGAGCUACUGAUGUAAACAAGCCGCUGUCAGCCUGUAAACUACAUUUCCCAUCAACCCCUGCGCCGCUGGGCUCUUUGUGUUCUUUUGGGUUCUUCUGGGUUCUGUUGGUUUUCGGUUCUGAUGUCUGCACGUCAGCGGAGGGACGUGGUGAAAUAAAAGAAGAAAUAUCGGCAGGUGCUGCUGAUGAAGAUGAAGCUACGCUCCUCCUCCUCCUCCUCCUCCUCCUGGCACCGUAAAUGUUAUUUAUGAAUGCCCGCCGCUCGCGGGCGUGUGCGCGCUGAUUGUUGGUUAUUAUGUUGUAAUAAUUAGCGGACAGCAGACGGUGGUCGCAGCCGAUGUGAAGGUCUGUCCCGGAGGCUGCGGGGUCCGCUCCGUGCGGUUGAAUCCACUGAAUCAUCGUUCUGUGCUUGGUGCUGCGAGCUGCGGCGGGUGGAGGUGAUUCUGUUCUUUAAUAAUACUGUGUCAAUACACCGAGUACCGACGCUGUCUGCCAGCCCGCCGCAGCCGCCGGAGCCGCCUCACUUUGCCACCCUACAAGGUGUGUUGCCAGGACAGUCGUGGACCGAUGAUGCCCUUGUUGUAGUGGGUGGGGAUUUGUAGCCCUGAGGUGGUAAGGGGGAGGAGUCUCAGUCAUUGGCCCCUCCUUCCUCACACAGCCCCCUUACAGACGGACGCCACCCUCCCCUCCCACCACCCCCUCUCGCCUUCCUGGUCUCUCCCUCCCUCCUCUUUACCUCCCUCCCCUUUCCCCCACUGCCACCAUGUGGUGGUGCUGCUGGUGGCGAACCUGAGGAAGAAGACUCUGGAAGGUGACCCUGCUGAGCCAGGGGACUUCUGCCUGUCCCUGCUGGACCCGAACGCCCUGGCAGAGUGCCGGCCCCCAGAUGGCUUGAUGCCCGAGAGCAGCUACUGGCAGCUGUGCCCUCCCUCCAAGUCCGGCCUGCAGGGGGGGUUACUGAGUUCUAGUUUCCCCCCCGGUCCCGUGCCCCUCGUGCCCCCAGAUGCCCACCUGCAGGAAGAGGGCGACCCCCUGGAUGGGGCCCCGUUGCAGCAGCACCGGCCCCUGGCACCUAGCGCAUCAGCGUCCGAACUGUCCCUUUCUGGAGCAGCGGCCCCGCCCGGCUCCGGGCCCCCUCCUCCACCUCCCCCACCCCCCAAACGGCACUGCCGCUCGCUGUCGGUGCCCGAGGACCUGUCACGCUGCCGCUACACGUGGCGGCCCAGUGCCUCGCGGGUCUGGACUCCCGUCAGCCGCCAGCAGUGCCACAGUGGCGCUGGGGGAGGGGUCACGGGUGGAGGGGUGGCAGUGGCUGGGGGUGGUUUAGGGAUGGUGGCGGCAGGUGGAGGAGUCUGUCCUCUCCGUGCUCCCAGCUCCUCCCUGAACUCUUCGCUGCACUCCUCAUCCAGCCCCACCUUCUUCAGCCUGGCGCUGUCGCCGGAUUCCCCGCUGCCCUGGAGCUUCCCCUGGGAUCCCAGUGAGGCGGCUGCAGGGGGCGGAGCCUGCUGCUGCUUCUUUCCCUCCCCCUCUUCCUGCUCUUCUUCGCCCUCCCCCCUACACCCGCCUCCUCCUCAGAGACGUUUCUCCCUCUCUCCAGUGCUGAUCAGAGACUCGGCAGCGUCCACCUUCCUUCCCCCACCUCCGGUGCCGAGUCACGGUGCAGUGCCCCCGCCCGGCGGCACCAUCUUGGCAGGAGUGGGUGUGGGCGCCCCGGUGCCCGCCUCGCCCUCCUCGGCCUGCAGCACACCCUCCUCCCUCCGCCGCAGCCUCCCGCCACAGCUGCCGCGCUGCCACUCGCAGCCCUGCGACCUGCUGCUGCUGAAACCGGGUCUAAAGCGGCGCCGCGACCCUGACCGGCCCUGUGCACGACCCGUCCUCGACUUCACCAAGAUGACUCAGACGCGCAGUAUCGAUCCGCAGUGCCUGGAGCGCGGCGGCGGCAGGCUGGCCUGUGGCGGCGACAUCUGUGUGGGCAUGGAGUCCUUCCUGGGCGACUUCCGUGGCUCCUGCUCGCCGGCCGAGUGCCUGGGCAGGACCAGCAUCGGGCCGCUGAGCGAGAGCGACGAGGAGUGCCAUGAGGACGAUGAGGAAGAGGAAGCCGAGGAGCGCGAGGCAGCGCAGCAGGCGGUCUUUGAGCGGGACUGUACAGAACUGGACCUGAACUUAAUCGAGGAAAACUGAAGUGUCUGUAAAUGAAGCUGUUCUCUGUUUCUGUUCAGUUUUAAGGAUCUGACUGCGCCCCCUUCAUGACCUUUCCACCAAUCAGCAAGGCUCUCAGGAACAACGCCUUUUCCCGACGGAUGAGCUGAUUCACCACGACGGCGAUGAUGUUGCUACUGCCACCUGGACGGGUACGCUCCACGCCAUGACCGCCGCCACGGCGGCCACUUUACCCCUGCGGCAGCGGCCUGAAACGUGUCACCACACUGGGCGUUCGAUGUCAUAAACACCAAAGCGACUCGUUUCCAAGCCACGGGACUGUUUCUGGUUCGGCUACGUUUACUUUCAGCUACGAAAUCCUCUGAUUUUCUUUAAGCAGCUUGUUUCAUCCAAGAUGGAUUUUCAGUUCAGUACAUGAAACAUUUCUGACACCUUCAGGCCUCCAUAUUUAUCCAGUGGUUCCCAAACUGGGAGGCCUGGGCCCUAGGGGGGACACAGAAUUCGACAAGGGACGAAAUAAAACAGAAUUUUCACACUACCAGUAAACUUAGAACCCCCCCUCCCACAAAAAAAAAGAAAGACUGUAUGAUUAAGCAGGUAAAGACCAGGUGGUUAGUGUCUGUGGUGGGUAAUGAGGGACCACAGUGUGUCAUAUGACUAAAUACAGAUGAAACUCAAAAAAUUUGAAUAUUACGCAAAACAUUUUAUUUCAGUAAUUUAGCUUAAAGAGAAACUAAUUCAGACUCCUGACAUGCAGAGUGAGAUGUCUCCAGCAUCUGUUCCUCAUAAUUCUGAUGAUCAUGGCUUCCAGCUGUUAGAAAAUGACAUCAAAUCAAUAACAAAGAAACUUGAUCCAGAACUGUGACCAUGUGAGAGUCUAGUCCUGCAUAUGAACCCAGGUCUUGGUCUAGUCCUGCAUAUGAACCAGGUCUUGGUCUAGUCCUGCAUAUGAACCCAGUUCUUGGUCUAGUCCUGCAUAGGAACCCAGGUCUUGGUCUAGUCCUGCAUAUGAACCCAGGUCUUGGUCUAGUCCUGCAUAUGAACCCAGGUCUUGGCUCCAUAGGUUUUCUACGGGGUCCAGGUCUGGAGAGUCUGUGGCCAGUCCAGUAAUCCUUGGUCCUUGAACCAGGUUCUGGUUCUUGUGGCAGUGUGGGCAAGUGCCAAGUCCUGCUGGAAAAAUAAGUCCACAUCUCCAUAAAGGAAGCAUGAAGAGCUCUAAGACCUCCUGGUAGACGCUGUGUGGACUCUGGACUUAAUAAAGCCUGGUGGACCAGCACCAGAGGACACGGCUCCCACAUCACCACCCACUGUGGAAACUUUAUGCUGCUCUUUAAGAGUCUUGGAUUGUUGUCUCUCCAGUCUUCGUCCAGACUCUGGGACCUGGAUUUCCACAUGAGAUGCAGGAUUUGCUCAUCAGAAAAGACCAGGUCCUGGUUUCUUUAGUCCAGGUGAGACGCUGCUGACGUUGUGUUGUGUUCAGGAGCGGCUGGAC